AUGGAACAAUUUAACAAGUCAGUCUCCCAUAGGAUCAUCGACGGCAGCGAGGUUCUGCAUUUGCGGAGUAGUCUUGAUGCGUGGUGGAAUGACAUUGGUCUGGACUGCGAGGCAGAUACUGAAACACCUAAAGCCCCUCUUGAUCCUCGUCGUCAAAUGUCUACCCUAUUUACCUGCUUGUAUCAUUCUCAAAUUGUCAAUCUGAACCGACCAGCUCUUUCACUACCCCCUUCACAAAUCCAACAUGAUCAUGCUCUACAGGCUGCUAUAGGAUCCGUUCGAAUCAUAUGUUCAACCCUAUCGAACUCUUUCUUUAAAAACAACGAUAAUUUGUAUUGGCCUGGGUACGUGGACAUGGUGUUUCUGGGGAGCUUGAUUUUGGUCUAUGGAGCCAGGAGAGAACGGGCUCGUAAUGGUCCAGCCACAUGGCUCAUACGGGAUCUCCGUCGAGCGUUGAGCAUUCUAGAGCAUUUCGCCAAACGAUGGCCGAAGUCGGAGAAGUUUAGUAGAGUUGUACGAGCCUUAAUUGAGCGAGAAGAUCCUGCACACGCGGGGAACCACACCACUUCGGCAGGCAUGAUGUCUAGCGUAGAUGAAAAUUUGGUGAUUCCAACUACGGAAGAACCGACUUUCGACUUUGCGGAUUGUUUUCACUUCGACUUUGAUACGUUUGCACUAGAACCGGAAUCUACAUGGGCGUAUCAUGUCUCAAUGCCUCCGUCUCCUAUGCUGUAG
Molecule: messenger RNA, 735 nt
Organism: Kwoniella mangroviensis CBS 8507
Lineage: Eukaryota; Fungi; Basidiomycota; Tremellomycetes; Tremellales; Cryptococcaceae
Exons: 5
Coding region: 1-735 (244 amino acids)
Source: RefSeq, a predicted model, not a curated record